Molecule: messenger RNA, 972 nt
Organism: Grammomys surdaster
Lineage: Eukaryota; Metazoa; Chordata; Mammalia; Rodentia; Muridae
Gene: Aqp4
Product: aquaporin 4
Exons: 5
Coding region: 1-972 (323 amino acids)
Biological process (GO): transmembrane transport
Cellular component (GO): basolateral plasma membrane; plasma membrane
Molecular function (GO): water channel activity
Source: RefSeq, a predicted model, not a curated record
AUGAGUGGCAGAGCUGCGGCAAGGCGGUGGGGUAAGUGUGGACAUUCCUGCAGUAGAGAGAGCAUCAUGGUGGCUUUCAAAGGAGUCUGGACUCAGGCUUUCUGGAAGGCAGUCUCAGCAGAAUUUCUGGCCAUGCUUAUCUUUGUUUUGCUCAGUGUGGGAUCCACAAUAAACUGGGGUGGCUCAGAAAACCCCUUACCUGUGGACAUGGUCCUCAUCUCCCUUUGCUUUGGACUCAGCAUUGCUACCAUGGUGCAGUGCUUUGGCCACAUCAGUGGUGGCCACAUCAAUCCUGCUGUGACAGUGGCCAUGGUGUGCACACGAAAGAUCAGCAUCGCAAAGUCUGUCUUCUACAUCGCUGCACAGUGCCUGGGGGCCAUCAUCGGAGCCGGUAUUCUCUACUUGGUCACACCUCCCAGCGUGGUGGGAGGACUGGGAGUCACCACGGUUCAUGGAAACCUCACCGCUGGCCAUGGGCUCCUGGUGGAGUUAAUAAUCACUUUCCAGUUGGUGUUCACUAUUUUUGCCAGCUGUGAUUCCAAAAGGACUGAUGUUACUGGUUCAAUAGCUUUAGCAAUUGGAUUUUCCGUUGCAAUUGGACAUUUGUUUGCAAUCAAUUAUACCGGAGCCAGCAUGAACCCAGCUCGAUCCUUUGGACCUGCAGUUAUCAUGGGAAACUGGGAAAACCACUGGAUAUACUGGGUUGGACCAAUAACAGGAGCAGUGCUGGCAGGUGCCCUUUACGAGUAUGUUUUCUGUCCUGAUGUGGAGCUCAAACGUCGCCUUAAGGAAGCCUUCAGCAAAGCUGCACAGCAGACAAAAGGGAGCUACAUGGAAGUAGAGGACAACAGGAGCCAAGUGGAAACAGAAGACUUGAUCCUGAAGCCCGGGGUGGUGCAUGUGAUUGACAUUGACCGUGGAGAGGAGAAGAAGGGGAAAGACUCUUCUGGAGAGGUAUUGUCUUCCGUAUGA